AUGGAACAAGGAGGUGUAUUAAAAACACUGGAUAAGGAGGAUUCUUCAGUGAAGGAGUUGGUGGUGGAGAAAAAAGAUGAUAAAAGGAUUGGCCAAGAGAAUUCUGACUUGAUUGAGGAGAAUGAGAGGUUGAAACUUAGGAUAAAAGAACUGGAGGAGAAGUUUUAUAUGGAAAGUUUAGACGAGGGAGGAGGAGAUGAUAGGAGAAACCAGGUAUCAGUAUUAACAGAGCAGCUAGUUCAAGAAAGGAAUGAGAAUGAGAGGUUACAGGAGAAUUUGAGUGGACUGCAAGAAUCACUAGUAAAAAGUAAGAAAAAAUUAUUGGAAUUCCAACAGAAAGUAUAUGACUCAGAGAUCAUAUCAUCUCGAAGCCAACAUGAAAGUAAGAUAUUGGAACAAGAAAAGAAUGCUUUGCAAGAUUCUUUAAAAAAGUACCAAGAAGAAGCUGGAGUAAUGGAGAACAAAAUUAAAGAGCUUUAUACUUCUAAGAACAAUAUUUUAUUGGAAUCAACAAAGAAGAUAAGUGAUUUGGAAGUUUCUUGUAGGGAUUUUGAGCAUAAAAUUGCUUUGAUACAAAAAAGUAGAGAUGAGUUAGAGAUGGAAUAUUCCAAGACUUGUGAUGAACUUAGGAGAGUAAAGUCUGACUUAGAUUUUGCAAAAGGUCACUAUGAGGGUAAAAUUAAGAUAAAGGAGGAGGCAAUUAGACUAAAAGAAGAACAAGUACAACAGGUUCAAAGCCUAUUAGAUAUGAGUAUAAGCACUGCUCAAAAUUUGGAAUCAGAGAUUGAAAAGCUCCGAUCUGGUAUAACAGAGGAAGGCCAUCACCGGGAUGAGGAGAUUUUGAGAGGUUCAUUAGGAGGAGCUUUGAGGGAACAAAGCCAAACAACUGGGUUAAAUAAAUUUGGUGGUAAGCAACUUACAGAUAAACAAGCUUUGGAAAUCCUUGUAAAGAUUUUCGGAGAAACAUAUAUUUUAGGAGAAGCAUCUUCAAAGGUAGAAGACACUCUAGAUGGCCCAGAAGAAGGUAGUGGAACCACUACUUCCGGAGGAAGGAGGAUUUUGAUUGAUUUACUAACCCAGUUGGAAGAUUACCAACAAAGUAUGGAUGAGCUAAGGAAUCAGAAUCAGGCCUUAAAGGAAGAUUUAAAAGAGUUCCAGUACCAUUUAAGAGUAACAGUUCCUGAUUUUGAGUUAACAAGAGAAAAGUUUGAGUCUUUGCAAGCAGAAAACAAUUUUGCCAUUCAACAGAUCCAAUCUCUAACUCAAGAGAGACGGACACUUAUUCAUGAGGUAUCUGAAUUAAAGACUUUGUGGCAACAUGAAGCUAAAAAAAGGGAAAUAUAUGAAGAGCAAUGUAAAAUGAUUACUCAAAACUUCAAUAGAAUAAUUAACAAUACAGGUGCAAUUGAUAUUUUUGGAAAUGACCUUGAAAAUCAAAAUAGUAAAUUUUCCACAGAUCUAGAAAUGAGACGGGAUCUUGAAUAUGUGGUACCGGAAAAUAUUGGAGAACGAGAACAAAUAUAUGAAAAUGUGAUAGCCAAUAAAACUAUGGUUGAGAAAAUGUAUUCAGAUAUAAUAGAACAGAAUACUCAGUUGAAGAUUCAAGUUUCGAGACUUAUAGAGGGGAUAGAGUUGGAUAGCCAGAUUCAAAUAAGAAAGUUAACAUCUGAUAUUGCAUCUUACAAAGACCAAUUUGAGAGGAUUCAUAAUGAAAGAGAUGAGUUAGUUUCUCAAUACCAAGCAUUGAUUUCUAAGUUGGAGGAAGAAAAUAAUAAGUUGAAGCAUGAGAAGGACUUGGCUAAGGAAAGUAUAGAUAAGGAUGAUGAAGGAAAAAGAGAGGAGGGUAAUAUUCAAUCUGAGAAGGUAAUUGUUGGUGAUCCUACUAUGAAUCCAAAUAUAUUUGUAAAGCAAUUGGGUGAAGUAACGGAGAUGUGUAAGACAUUAAGUGAGAAACUUACAAGUGAGAUUGAAUCUUCUACACAGUGUAAAUCUGAGUUAUCACGUUACAAAGCUCAGUGUGAAUAUAUGGAGAGUAUGGGAGAAAGAAACAGAAAACGUCUGGAUGAGUUAUUUGAGGAGAGGGAUGGACUUUAUAUGCAACUUAAUGAUUUGAGACGUCAACAAGAUAGAAAAGAUUCUCAAGUACAAGAGCUUAAGGACAGAAUAAGUUCUAAAGAAUCUGAGAUUAUGGAUUUGAAAAGAGAGAAUGAGCAUCAGAGGCAAAGUAUUUCUAGUCUAAAUGCUUGCAUUUCAGAUUUAAGAUCUGAUAUUGAACAGGGGAUUAAGCAGAGGAGUCAGGAUAAUGCUUUGCAAAGGGAUGUAAUUAGCCAAUUACAGGGUGAACUAGAGGGUAAAUGUGUGGAGAUCAACAGUAUGAGAAAGAGCCAGGAUGCUAUUUUACAGAGAGAGUUUGAAGAAUCUCAAAGGUUGAGACAACAAUUAAGAGCAGAACAUGAUAGGUAUCAAGGUUUAGAAUCUAAGAUUAAAGAUUUACAGAAUGAAAAAGAGAAUCUAGAAAGACGUUUGACUGAAAUUGAGAACGAGGUUGAGACUAAAAAAAACAGAUUAAGCUCCAUAGGAGUGUUUGGAUUAGCAACAUCUUCUCCAGAAAGUUCUGAAAUAAAGAGCUCAGUAAGAAACAGUAUCAAUAUAAGUGGUUUUAAUAGUAAUAUUGGUAUUGAAGAUAUGGAUGAAGGAUGUAAAGACCAUUCAAAUAUAGAGACUGAGGUAUCUAAAUUACGUGUACAGUUGGAAGAGAGUAGAAAACUACAGAAUUACUGGAAAGAACUUGUACAAUCUGUAGAGAAACAGUUGGAGACAAAAACUCGAGAUUUAGAAGAGUUAAGAGUAAUUGAAGAGAAUCUUAAGGGAGAAUUAGAGUCAAGGAGGGAGGAGGCAAAGCAAAUGGAGGAGGAGAGUCAAAAGGAGUUAACCAGAUUGAACGAGAGUAUAUCAGCUAUGACAUUAAGAAUUUCUUCAAUAGAUGAAGAAAUUGCAAAAAGGGAGUCAACUUUAAGAGAGAACUUAUCUCAGGUAACAGAAGAGAAUUUAAUUCUUAAAAAGGAGACAGAAGAAUUGAGACAGAUGGAGCAGGAUCUAAGAGGACAGUACCAGAAUAUAGUAAGGAUGCACAGUUUAGACAUAGAAAGACUUCAAAAUAUGAAUAAGCAAUGCAUAGAGCUUAAAGAGGAACUGGGAACUCUUCGUGAGAACUCAAGAAAAUCAGAUGAUGAAAACACAAAUUUGGUUAUGGAGAUGCAAAAUGACAUACUCCAUUUGAGACGUCAGUUGGAAUCUUAUACUAAAAAGUAUGAAACAGCAAAGACGGAUAACAUUAACUUGAGAGAGAUGAUGAAUAAGUUAAAAACUGAGCAUCAGCUUCCAAGUGGAUUUGAAUCCAUGUUGGAUAUGGCAAUGGUUUCAGCCUCCUUGGUAGAGGGAGGGGAUGGUGAAGAGGGUAACGGAAAGGUUUCUGAUGAAAGGAGGCAAUCCAUACAGUCAGCGAGUGGGUCAGGAGGGAGCUCAUCAACAAAUUCAUCAUCAGUAACGGCUUCUUUAUUGUUGAUGAGAAAAGUACAAACAUUGACAAGCUCAGUAGAGGAGUUGGAUACAAAGCUUGAUGAGUCCAAGAUAGAGAUCCAACGUCUUACAUUUGAGAGGAAAUCUUUACGUGAGGAGAAUGAGGUUUUGCAAAGAAGAUUAACUGAAGAGUUGGAAAGAGCAUCCGAGUUUGCAUCUAAGGCGGAAGCAAAUGAGAGCACUUUAAUUCGUCUUGGUGAACUGGUAACUUUAAGGGAAUCAAAUGACAGGUUAAGAAGGGAGUUAAUACAAGCAACGGAGAGGCACAGUAACUUGGAGAAACGAUUAGAACAAGAAUCUAGGCAGUCAGAUCCUUUGAGAUGCGAGAUCUCCAAGCUUGAAGCUCAAGUAGAGAAUUUAAAGUCCCUCUGUGAGGAAAAGUCAGCAUUAAGUAGGUCUUGGGAGGAGCAAUAUAAUAGAGUUUUGCUCAACUAUGAAAAUAUGAACCCAAAUGAGAUAUCUCAGAUGAAAGAGGAGAUUAGCAAGCUAAAAGUUUUGAAUGAAGAGCUAAAAGAUACUUUAGGAACUAAAACUCAAGAGAUAGAAAAACUACAAAUUGAGAAACAACAAGAACAUGUGGGAUUCGAAGAGCUUCAGUUAACCAAACAGCAGAUGGAGCAGCUCAGGAAGGUCUACAUGAGCACCAACCAAAAGCUAAAGGAGGAGAGAAAUAAGUGUACCCGCUUGGAAAAUGAGUUGAAGAGACUAAACUCUCAGACUCAAACUCAGACUCAAACUCAACCACAGAUUCAGGUUGGUGUAAGUAGCAAUCUCAAUUCCAGUAACUCACAGGAUGGCAGUAAUAGUAAUAACAACUCCCAAAGUUACAAACCAAGUUCUCAGGAGAUUAAAAGCAUUUCACAAGCUACUGAAAACCUGGUUAGCACUGUUUUGAAACUGGCAAAACUUUCCAUAUUAAGAAUGGAAUCUGAAGGAGUUGGCGGUAACACACAAACACAAUCUGGUUCAUCAUCUUCCUCAUCUUUGGUUGUUUCACCCUCUGGUAUUAAUACAGCCACAUUGAAUACAUUGAAUUCUAAUAAUGUUAUUCCUGAAAGCACUUUUAGUGGUGUUACCAGUGAUAAUGCUACAACUGCUGCUUUGGGCAAUUCCAAUACAAUUACUACAUCUACAUCAUCUAUUGCUACUACCAACAAUACUGCUACUGUUAUAACUAACAACUCAUCUAGCAUGACAGACACUACCGGGGCAGGAGCCACAGCAACUCCACCUGUCUCCUUCCAACCUCUUCCUCCACCACCCCCUCCGCCACCUCCCCAUUUGCCUUCCAACCCGACUCAAACCCAAGGUUCAGGUUCGGGUUCGGGCUCUGGCCUAGGAUCAGGAUCAGGCUCAGGCUCAGGCUUAAUGGAGACACAAACAACUGUUUCAGGAAACUCCAUACCUUAUACAAACCCAUCAGAUUCCACAAAACAACAAAGAAUUCAGGAGAAUUCGGGUAGUUCUUCCUUCUUUCCUGCUCAGAAGAAGAGACCACUUACAGGGGGAUGCACGGAAACUAAGGAAACUGCAAAUCAAAACAACCAGGAGAAUACUCAAACAACUUCAAGUACAUAA
This is a messenger RNA of Cryptosporidium ubiquitum, 5157 nucleotides long. RefSeq lists its product as uncharacterized. The transcript has a single exon. The record is from RefSeq and is a predicted model, not a curated record. Lineage: Eukaryota; Apicomplexa; Conoidasida; Eucoccidiorida; Cryptosporidiidae. Bases 1 to 5157 code for a protein of 1718 amino acids.